Molecule: messenger RNA, 7584 nt
Organism: Pogoniulus pusillus (Red-fronted tinkerbird)
Lineage: Eukaryota; Metazoa; Chordata; Aves; Piciformes; Lybiidae
Gene: COL11A1
Product: collagen type XI alpha 1 chain
Exons: 67
Coding region: 569-6028 (1819 amino acids)
Biological process (GO): extracellular matrix organization
Cellular component (GO): collagen type XI trimer
Molecular function (GO): extracellular matrix structural constituent conferring tensile strength
Source: RefSeq, a predicted model, not a curated record
CAGGGGCGGCGGGCUCUGGCGGGACGCUCCAGCGGCGGGCCCUGGCCCCCUCCUGCUCCGCCGGGCUCCCUGCUCCCAGCGCUGCUGCCGGGAGGGCCGCGCUCCACCGUCCCGGAGACCGGCGGAGCAGCAGGCGGCCGGAGACCAGGGAGGUGCCGGUGUGCCGCCGCCGGGGCGGAGGGCGGUGCCGUGGGCGGCAGGGGGAGCCGUGCGAUUGGCCUUCGCCCGGCGGCUAGCUUGUCAGUUGGGCUCCAGGGGUGGCCCCGAGAGCCUCUCGCCCAGCCCUCUGACGGGAUGAAGCCUUUAGGGGGAUGCGGCGCUCUUUGCAUUUUGAUUAAAGCCCCUCUUCUGCCGUCAGUCUGAAGGCAGGGCACCAGGGAGGACGGGGUGGUGGGGCCUGCGCAAGGCCGGACAGACAGAGAGGGAGGGAGGUGAGAGCGAGGAAACGCCUUUUGGUACAUCACAUAUGGCUCUAUAGGAGAAAUCGUCUCUGGGAACGUAGUGGAAAGGACAGAGCUGGUAUAAACUGAAGGCGCCCGGGUUUAGUUCGCACUUGUGGGUGCCCAGCAUGGAGAUGCAGAGAUGGUCCACAAGGUGGAAAACGAGAAGGUGGCCCUGGGACUCAGCCGUAACCGUGCUCAUCACCUUCACUAUCUUUCUUCGGGCUUCAGAGGUCAAGGGAGCUGAACCUGUUGAUGUGCUAAAAGCGUUAGAAUUUCACAGUUCUCCAGAAGGAAUCUCAAGAACAGCAGGAUUUUGUACAAACAGAAGGGAUUCAAAAGGAUCAGAUGUCGCCUACAGGGUCUCAAAAACUGCACAGCUGAGUGCCCCAACAAAGCAGCUGUACCCAGGAGGAAAUUUUCCAGAGGACUUUUCAAUUCUAAUGACAGUAAAACCUAAAAAAGGUAUCCAGUCCUUCCUCUUGUCUGUCUACAAUGAGCAAGGAAUUCAGCAAGUUGGUGUUGAAGUUGGUAGAUCCCCUGUGUUCCUGUUUGAAGACCAACAUGGUAAACCUGCCCCAGAAGACUAUCCUCUUUUCAGAACAGUCAACAUUGCUGAUGGCAAGUGGCAUCGAGUAGCUAUUAGUGUGGAAAAAAAAAGCGUUACCAUGAUUGUUGACUGCAACAAAAAGACUACAAAACCACUUCCAAGAAGUGACAGAUCAGUUGUGGACACCAAUGGCAUCACUGUCUUUGGAACCAGGAUUCUGGAUGAAGAAGUUUUUGAGGGUGAGAUCCAACAGCUGCUGAUUAUAGCUGACCCCAGAGCUGCAUAUGAUUAUUGUGAGCAUUACAGCCCUGACUGUGAUUCCCCAGUGCCCAAUGCUGCUCAGGCCCAGGAUCCUCAAGUUGAUGAGAAAAAGAAAGCCACGGUCACAAAGAAGAAGAGGACAGUGGCCACUAGCUCAAAGGACAAACUCCAAAAGGCCACAACCAAAAAAACUGAAAAAUAUGCAGCCAAGAAGAAGAAAAGUUAUCAAGCAACAACAAAAGCCAAACUAGGGGUAAAGGCAAAUGCUGUUGAUGGAUUUCAAGAGUACAGCAUAGCUGAAGGUGACUAUGGGCCCCAGACGGAAGCUCCUUACAGAACUACUGAAGCAAAUGAGCAAAACCCUGUUGAAGAAGUGUUUGCUGAAGAAUACCUAACUGGAGAGGAUUAUGAUAAAAAAACUGAGGACACUGAAUAUGGAAACAGAGGAGUAGACAUCAGUGAAUCUGAUCUGCUGGUAGAUGGAGAUUUAGGCGAAUAUGAUUUUUAUGAAUAUAAAGAAUAUGAAGAGAAACCAACUGAUCCCACUAAUGAGGAGUUUGGUCCAGGGGUUCCUGCAGAGACCGAUAUCACAGAAGCCAGCGUGACUGGACAUGGGGCUUAUGGAGAAAAAGGCCAAAAGGGAGAGCCAGCGGUGAUUGAACCGGGCAUGCUUAUUGAAGGACCUCCAGGACCAAGAGGACCUGCUGGCCUUACAGGUCCCCCGGGUCUACAAGGUCCUGUUGGUCCUCCAGGUGACCCUGGUGAAAGGGGUCCACCUGGUCGUCCUGGUCUCCCUGGUGCUGAUGGUUUAGCAGGUCCCCCGGGUACCAUGCUUAUGUUGCCGUUCCGCUUUGGUGGAGAUGGUGAGAAGGGCCCAAUGAUCUCGGCUCAGGAAGCUCAAGCACAAGCUAUUCUUCAGCAAGCUAGGAUCGCUAUGAGGGGUCCACCUGGUCCCAUGGGACUCACUGGCAGACCAGGUCCUGUGGGUGGACCUGGAGCAGCAGGUGCUAAGGGUGAGAGUGGUGAACCAGGUCCCCAGGGUCCCCGUGGCGUUCAAGGCGCCCCUGGUCCAAGCGGAAAAGCUGGGAAGAGGGGACGUCCUGGAGCCGAUGGUGCCAGAGGAAUGCCAGGAGAGCCUGGUGCAAAGGGUGACAGAGGAUUUGAUGGCCUCCCUGGCCUCCCUGGUGACAAAGGUAACAGGGGAGACCGUGGCCCGCAGGGACCCCCUGGCUUACCUGGUGAAGAUGGAUCAAGAGGAGAAGAUGGGGAAGUUGGACCAAGAGGUCUUCCAGGUGAAGCUGGACCACGGGGAUUACUUGGCCCCAGAGGCACACCUGGCCCCCCUGGACAGCCUGGCAUUGCAGGUAUUGAUGGACCUUCAGGCCCAAAAGGAAACAUGGGUCCUCAAGGGGAACCAGGACCUCCUGGUCAGCAAGGAAUUCCAGGCCCACAAGGGCUUCCUGGUCCACAAGGUCCUAUUGGACCUCCUGGUGAAAAAGGACCUCAAGGCAAGCCUGGCCUUCCUGGCCUUCCUGGUUCUGAUGGGCCUCCUGGUCAUCCUGGCAAAGAGGGCCAGUCUGGAGAUAAAGGUGCAUUGGGCCCCCCAGGUCCUCAGGGUCCAAUUGGCUAUCCAGGCCCUCGUGGUGUGAAGGGAGCUGAUGGUGUCCGUGGUCUCAAGGGAUCCAAGGGGGAAAAGGGUGAGGAUGGUUUUCCAGGAUUUAAAGGUGACAUGGGCCUUAAAGGUGACCGGGGAGAAAUUGGUCAGCCAGGUCCACGAGGAGAAGAUGGUCCAGAAGGUCCAAAAGGUCGAGCAGGUCCAUCUGGAGAUCCAGGUGCUGCUGGUCCAGCUGGGGAAAAGGGUAAGCUUGGUGUACCAGGAUUGCCAGGAUAUCCAGGAAGGCAAGGUCCAAAGGGCUCAACUGGUUUCCCAGGAUUUCCAGGUGCCAAUGGAGAGAAAGGCGCAAGGGGAAUCCAUGGCAAACCUGGCCCCAGAGGACAGCGAGGCCCAACGGGUCCAAGAGGCUCAAGAGGUCCUAGAGGUCCCACUGGCAAACCAGGACCAAAGGGUACUGCAGGCAACGAUGGUCCUCCCGGCCCACCAGGGGAAAGGGGACCUCAAGGGCCUCAGGGACCUGUUGGAUUCCCCGGCCCAAAGGGACCUCCGGGACCACCUGGAAAAGACGGCUUGCCUGGGCACCCAGGGCAGCGGGGGGAGACUGGUUUUCAAGGCAAAACUGGUCCUCCUGGUCCUGGUGGUGUCGUUGGCCCUCAGGGUCCCACUGGUGAGACUGGCCCAAUUGGUGAAAGAGGUCAUCCAGGUCCUCCUGGUCCACCAGGGGAACAAGGCCUCCCAGGUGCUGCAGGAAAAGAAGGUGCUAAGGGUGAUCCAGGCCCUCAAGGCAUUCCUGGGAAAGAUGGACCAGCAGGUCUUCGUGGUUUCCCUGGAGAGAGAGGCCUUCCAGGUGCUCAGGGUCCAGCUGGUCUGAAAGGAGGGGAAGGCCCACAAGGCCCACCUGGGCCAAUUGGUUCACCAGGGGAACGUGGAGCAGCAGGCACCGCUGGCCCAAUCGGUCUACCAGGUCGUCCCGGACCUCAGGGUCCUCCCGGCCCUGCAGGGGAGAAAGGUGCACCCGGUGAAAAGGGUCCUCAAGGUCCAGCUGGCCGUGAUGGGGUACAGGGUCCUGUAGGUCUUCCAGGUCCUGCUGGUCCUAGUGGUUCUCCUGGAGAAGAUGGUGACAAGGGUGAAAUUGGUGAACCAGGCCAGAAAGGUAGUAAAGGUGACAAGGGUGAAAACGGUCCUCCAGGUCCACCAGGUCUCCAGGGUCCUGUCGGUGCUCCUGGGAUAGCUGGAGGUGAUGGGGAGCCAGGCCCAAGAGGUCAGCAAGGGAUGUUUGGACAAAAAGGUGAUGAAGGUCCUCGAGGCUUCCCUGGCCCUCCAGGCCCUAUUGGCUUACAGGGUCUGCCUGGCCCACCAGGUGAAAAGGGUGAAAACGGCGAUGUGGGCCCAAUGGGUCCACCUGGCCCUCCAGGUCCAAGAGGUCCCCAGGGCCCCAACGGAGCUGAUGGUCCUCAAGGUCCCCCAGGCUCAAUUGGUUCUGUCGGAGGUGUUGGUGAAAAGGGUGAACCUGGAGAAGCUGGUAACCCUGGACCUCCUGGAGAAUCUGGAACCUCUGGUCCAAAAGGUGAAAGGGGAGAAAAAGGUGAAGCUGGUCCACCUGGAGCAGCUGGACCACCAGGUGCAAAAGGACCUCCAGGUGAUGAUGGACCUAAGGGUAACCCAGGCCCAGUUGGUUUUCCUGGAGAUCCUGGUCCCCCUGGGGAGCCUGGUCCAGCUGGUCAAGAUGGUGUUGGUGGAGAGAAGGGUGAAGAUGGUGAUCCUGGUCAACCUGGUCCACCAGGUCCCUCAGGUGAAGCUGGCCCACCUGGUCCACCUGGAAAAAGAGGACCUCCUGGAGCAACUGGUGCUGAAGGCAGACAAGGAGAAAAAGGAGCAAAGGGUGAACCUGGUGCAGAAGGGGCCCCUGGAAAAACAGGACCAGUGGGUCCACAGGGACCUGCAGGAAAACCUGGCCCAGAGGGUCUCCGGGGCAUUCCUGGCCCAGUGGGAGAACAAGGCCUUCCUGGAGCACCAGGUCAGGAUGGCCCCCCUGGGCCUCUGGGUCCACCUGGCUUGCCUGGCCUGAAAGGAGAUCCAGGUUCCAAAGGAGAGAAGGGACAUCCUGGGCUGAUUGGUCUGAUUGGACCUCCAGGAGAACAGGGUGAAAAGGGUGACAGAGGUCUUCCUGGCCCACAGGGAUCCCCUGGUGCCAAGGGUGAUGCAGGAAUUUCUGGUCCUGCUGGUCCACUUGGACCCCCUGGUCCUCCUGGUUUACCUGGUCCCCAAGGUCCAAAAGGUUCCAAAGGAUCCAGUGGUCCUGCUGGUCAGAAGGGUGACAGUGGCUUACCUGGUCCACCUGGUCCUCCAGGCCCCCCAGGUGAGGUAAUUCAGCCACUGCCAAUCCAGUCACCCAAAAAGACAAGAAGAUCUCCUGAUUACAUGGCAGCAGAUGCUGGUGAUAAUAUUCUGGAUUACUCUGAUGGCAUGGAAGAGAUUUUUGGCUCCCUGAAUGCUCUAAAGCAAGACAUUGAGCAUAUGAAGUAUCCAAUGGGCACACAGAAUAACCCAGCUCGAACCUGCAAAGACCUGCAGCUCUGCCACCCAGACUUCCCAGAUGGGGAAUAUUGGAUUGAUCCUAACCAGGGCUGUUCUGGAGACUCCUUCAAAGUAUACUGCAAUUUCACAGCAGGUGGGGAAACUUGCAUCUAUCCAGACAAGAAAUCUGAAGGAGUUAGAAUUUCAUCGUGGCCAAAGGAGAACCCAGGAUCUUGGUUCAGUGAAUUCAAGCGAGGCAAACUGCUUUCCUACUUGGAUGUUGAAGGCAAUUCCAUUAAUACAAUCCAAAUGACAUUCCUUAAACUACUGAGUGCCUCUGCCAGACAAAAUUUCACUUACAACUGUCAUCAGUCUGUAGCUUGGCAUGAUGCAUCAUCUAACAGCUAUGACAAAGCACUAAGGUUCUUAGGAUCCAACGAUGAAGAAAUGUCUUAUGACAAUAAUCCUUACAUCAAAGCUCUUCAUGAUGGCUGUGCUUCGAGAAAGGGCUACGCAAAGACACUGAUCGAAAUCAACACCCCCAAAAUAGACCAAGUGCCUAUCGUCGAUGUGAUGAUCAAUGACUUUGGUGACCAGAACCAGAAGUUUGGAUUUGAGGUCGGUCCUGUCUGCUUCCUGGGUUAAGCUUAAGAGAAAAAUCAGACCAAGAGCAAUGUUGCACUUUGGUGCUACCCACCCACUCGGUGCCACAUGCAAGUUUUGAGGCAGGGCAGCAGAGGAGCGCAGCUCGCUGCGUGCCUGUGCCUCACCCAGAUGGCAGCGCUCACCCCGGCGGGGCCAGAAUCACAUGACUUAAACCCAUUGGCAAGGCUGCUGCGGCACACACCUCAGAGCAGCCCUCUGGAUUCCUUUGGUGCUGAAAAAUCCCAGUGAGAUGGUGCUCCUUCCCUUCCAACACAGAGGUGUUAGUGUGUUGGAUCUCCCCAGCAGCACUGCGCUCUUAGCUCUGGCCGCUUCAAAACUUGCAUGUGUCUCCGAAGGGCAUCUGCCUCUCCUCCUACCGGUACAAGUGACGCUCUCGCUUCGUCUAUGUAUCCUCCAAAAACAAAGGCUGUCGUUGGCACUGCAGCCAACUCCAUUUCUGAUGAGUAAUAAAAUCCCUUUGUAUAUAUUGUUGUUGAAGAGCUUUGUUAUUUGAAGUCGCCAACAACAUUUUAAGGUGGCAAAACUGGAAGAUCUCGACCGGCACACUCCAACAACUCUUCUGCUGAUCUCGCUCUGUGAGGAUGAAUUCCAAUAACAAAAGUGCCUUCAAAGGUGCUGUCUUCCAUGGUGCUAUACCUCAGACUUUGAUGUUUCCUCUUCUAGUUCCAUAAUUUCAGAAGAAACCUGUACAUACCUAAACCAAACAACUCUGUAUUUUGGGGGGAGGGAAAUACAUAAAGAAACACACAACUUGCCUGUAAGAGAUCCGUUCAAAGUCCGGGUGAAAUACAUUACUGGUACAGCUCUCUUCUGGUCUUUUUUGGUUGUUAGCUCAUCUGAAGUUGUUCCCAGUGUGCUUCUUUGUUCUGCAUAAAUAUUAAAACUGGACUCUAAAGCAGUUAUUUAUGAAUUGUUGCAGCGUUUACUUAGAUCUUUGUGUAAGCAAUGGUGGAUGUUUGCAUUCUGAAGUUCCACAGAAUGGUUCCUAUCCACUGUUUGCCUGUCUCAUUAAUAGGGAUUCCCUCUCCCUGUUAUCUCACCUGAAGGCCAGGGAUGCAAUAUGUCUAGGUCAUGUGAUUCUACAAAGUUGCUAAGCAACAUAGGAGGGGACUGCUUCCUACUAAGCUGUCUUUGACCCAAACUCUUACAACUUGGCUGUUCCCAGUCUCACCAAAAAACCCAAAACUGUCAGUUUGGCCUUCCCUCUGAACAUUUUAUUCAGGUAGUUGGAAGUAGAAAUUACAUUUUAGCUUUACAACACAAAGCCUUUUGUAAUUAUUUUCCAUAAUAUAUGUAAGACUUGAAAAGAAAUGUUUGUUUCUAUUUCUUAUAAGUUGUUAAAUUAAAUAGUACUAGUUUCUGCUGCCUCGUUUCCAACUGGUAUGUUCUUAUGCACGUUUAUACCUGUCCAAGUGAGGUUUCGAAAGUCAACUUCUUGCUGUUCAGAUUUUUCCUUUCAUUUUUGAACCAAAGUUUGCAAUUGUCACCUCAAAGAGGAAAAUACAAAUUUUAUUAAUAAAAUCAAGUCUUCUCUA